This is a messenger RNA of Clunio marinus, 1764 nucleotides long. The record is from the annotation of a GenBank genome assembly. NCBI's taxonomy places the organism in Eukaryota, Metazoa, Arthropoda, Insecta, Diptera, Chironomidae.
AAAAAGAAUCAUAUUUAUUAAAUCGAUAAGUAGCUUCUUUGACAACACCAAAGUGUGUUUCAUAUUUUCCAAAAAAGUUAUGGUUUAAUGGAAAAAGUGAUAAAAUAAUAUUAAAUAUCUAAACUGAAAAAAACAAGGAUACGCAAAAGAAUUGUAUCAAAAUUUAGAGUGGUUCUAAGGAUGAACAGUAAUUUUGAAUCAAAGAUUGAUUAAUCUAAAACUUUUGCAUUUUAAUUCCUGUGUUUCGAUAACAAGCCAUAAAUACUUACUUGCAAAUUUGUGUAAACGUGAACUCAACCGACGGUGCAUGUGUUAAGUUCUGAUAAAUCAGAAUUAAGAAUAAGGAUAUUAAAGCGCUCGCAUUGGAUUUCAAACAAGGCUGCAUAGCCGCUAGCGGCAGUAGUUUGUUGCAGAACACUACAUCGUUAGGACACAGUCCCGUUUCUCCUGAUUCACAACCAUUCAAUAUUUUUCCGGCAAUUUUUAGUCGCCAAUUAAAUUUUUCUUCGAGCAAUUGCAACCAGCAAAAAUUUAUGAUUCAUAAUAGUAUGACGGAAGAUCUACGACCCAAUUUAGUUGGAGGCCUUUUGGGUCUGCAACAACAAAGUCUGAUAGAAGAUCAUAAUCAAAUUCAACACAGCAAUUCUGAAAGCAAAUUCAUGUCGCUGCAGGAUAGUCAUAAUCGAUAUGAAAAUCGAUUGCUAGGACUCUGUCAGGAUGGGAGAAGUUCAACUCUAUCUUCAUUAGCAAAUUCAAACUUGAUAAUACCCAAUGGAAAUGAUUCAAAUAAAACAUUAAUUCAACGAAAAUGUAGUAGCACUCCUGAAGAUUUUAGCUCUUUAUAUGGAUCUGCAAUCGAAAAUACUCAUCACCAUACUCCAGCUCAUACACCACCGAAUAGAUUAAGCGACCAAAAUUCUAUAACAGCUGAAGGUGCUUUCAAAAAAUUAAAGCCAGAACCAAAUAGUGGAUUAUCAUCAGUUUCUGGAAGUGUGUCAUCUCCUGGAAGCGGCAUUUCAACUUUACCUCAACAUGCUGGUCACACUCCCACUGCAGUUUCAUGCCCAACACCUGCUCGAAGAAGACACAGAACAACAUUUACUCAGGAACAACUCGCUGAACUUGAGGCGGCUUUUGCUAAAAGUCAUUAUCCUGAUAUCUAUUGUAGAGAAGAAUUAGCAAGAACUACAAAACUAAAUGAAGCACGGAUACAAUUCCAAAAUCGAAGGGCCAAAUAUAGAAAACAAGAAAAACAGUUACAAAAAGCACUAGCUCCUUCAGUUUUACCAUCUUGCAACGGAAUGAUGAGAAACAUUCAAAGUUAUAGUGUUUCAAGAGGCUACCAACCGUAUCCUCAUCCAAAUUCUAUUAAUCGAUAUCCGCAAGAUCUAUUUCAAAUGGGUUCAUCAGCCUAUCCAGCAAUGACACAACCUUUUUCAAUGUCUCAAAGUUCUAUGAGUUCCGUCGGCGUUCGUCAAGAUUCAAUGAGUAUGUCGGCUGAAGAUGAAUGGUACAACAAAAGUCUUUCAGCAUUAAGAAUGAAUAGCACACAUCAUCCAAAUCUGUCAGCACCCAUGCUUCAGUAUCAAACAUAAUUAAUAAGUUAAAACAUUAAUUACCUUUUAAGUGAGCAUAAUUAAUAUUAAUGUUUUAAAAUAAUAAUAAGAAUUUAGUGUUAAUAAAAAUAUCAAAUUUUUUGGGGUAUGAUUGAACUAAACAUCUAAUAAAAUUAUGGAUAUGACCAAAUUUUUUCAAAACUCUGAG